Molecule: messenger RNA, 669 nt
Organism: Symbiodinium sp. CCMP2592
Lineage: Eukaryota; Dinophyceae; Suessiales; Symbiodiniaceae
Source: the annotation of a GenBank genome assembly
AUGGCUCGAGGAGAGUGGAGCCGCUUGACGGACCUGGCGGACGCCGGCCUUGUCCGCCCCGCGGCACGGUCCGAGCACGUUGCAGCCUGGGACGAAGUUAAUCAGGUGCUGCUGAUCCAUGGAGGAAGCAACCUGGAAGGCGACUUGUGGGCUUUCGACGCCGCGUCGGAAGCGUGGACCCGCACGGUGACGGCCGUGGCGCCGGCAGCUCGUGCUGCACACGCAGCUGGCUGGGAUCCUGCCAAUCACGCACUUUGGGUGCAUGGCGGGUACAACAGCCAAACAUUAGCUUGGUUUCGAGAUGGAUGGAGACUCCAAUCCGGUGCGUGGACACUCGAGUUUGACGAUGCUGGGCCUUCCUCAAGAGAGGCACACGUUGCUGUCUGGGAUGAAAGCACCGCUGCACUUUGGGUACACGGUGGUUGGACCGGUACGCGCCACCUGUCGGAUUUGUGGAGGUACAACUCCAAUGCCCAUGGAUGGGAGGAGUUGUUACCACCCAGCGGCACACCGUCAGGACGCUCAUCUCAUGUGGCAGUCUGGGAUACCACAGGACAUGCGAUGUGGUUACACGGUGGCUACGGGGAUGCACUGCUGGCAGAUCUGUGGACCCUACAUGCAGCCACGCUCACUUGGACAGAAGUCGGGCCAUACGGCAGUGUGGGAUGA